AUGGGCCAACCUCCUCUAUCGACAAUCCUAAUCGAGGAUAUUGCAUUCAAUGGUCCUGGAGAGUUCCUUUUUGGCAUUGAUCUACAGUUUUUCACUGUAAAAAAUAAGUUCAGCGGAGUUAAGAAUAUUCCUCUGGGAAUUCACUUGUUUCAUUAUGCAACCCCAGUAUCAACUGAAAAGGGGACUGGUGAAAGCGUAGUAAGCAAUUUGAGGUAUGGGUUUUGGUUUGAAUGUAAAGAAGGUGAUAUAUUGGUUAUAAAAUGGGACCCGGAAAAUGAGCUGUUUCGAAGAAUAUAUAAAGAUGAAAUUAAAGACGAGGUGGUUCAGCUAGACUAUUCGAAGGCUAUCAGCGAUCUAGGAUCAAAAUACACACUUAUGAUAAAUUAUCCGCAGAAUGAUAGCUUGAAACUAUGGCAGGAUAAACUUUCGGACCAUAUAGAUGAAGAGAUCUUGGAAGAUUUGUUGGAUAAUACAAAUUUGGAAUUGAAUACGAUUACUGCUUCGAAACAAGAGAACGACUUACUAAAAGAUGCGCUACUCAGAAAGCAGGACAAUGGAAACCUUUCCAAAGAGUUAGAUAGUCAGCCACAAAUUAACUACACACCUAUUACCUUCAAGCUUAAUAAACCGUUCACUUCGGUAGAAGAGGUUACCUCAAAUUAUUUGGACAAGUCUUGGUAUAUUAGUGAGCAUUAUCCUGAUAGAGAAUUCCUUUUGGCAGAGCUCCAGGUUUCAUUUAUACAUUAUGUUGUCUUUGGAAAUUAUUGCUCCAUGGUUCAAUGGCUCAACUUGCUCAAAGUGCUACUGAUGAGCGGUAAACUAUUGCUCUCGUCGAAAUCUUUCACAUUUACUGUUCUAGGGAUAUUGAAAGCUCAACUUUCUCAACUACCUAAAGAAUAUCUCGUUGGAGGCGAUUUGCAGAACCAAUGUCUGAUUGACCUAGAAGUGUACUGUGAAAUCAUGGAAAACUACAUGGAAUUGUUCAAGGUUUGGAACGUAGAACUUUGCUGUGGAAAGUUGAAAUUACAAGGUAUGAUAAAGCAAGUCUGGGAAGAGAUCUUGGACCUACAGAAACGGGAGUUUGGUUUAGACUUUAAUGCUUUGAAAGCUGAGAAAGACCGCGAGAUAGAAGAUGAAGACGGUCCGGUGAUAGUUGCUUAUUCACAAGAAUAG
Messenger RNA from Dujonia railenensis, 1173 nucleotides. NCBI's taxonomy places the organism in Eukaryota, Fungi, Ascomycota, Pichiomycetes, Serinales, Debaryomycetaceae. The record is from the annotation of a GenBank genome assembly.